Gorilla gorilla gorilla (western lowland gorilla) is the source of this 4163-nucleotide messenger RNA. RefSeq names its product opioid related nociceptin receptor 1 (gene OPRL1). Gene Ontology annotation, biological process: sensory perception of pain; neuropeptide signaling pathway. Gene Ontology annotation, molecular function: nociceptin receptor activity; neuropeptide binding. Lineage: Eukaryota; Metazoa; Chordata; Mammalia; Primates; Hominidae. The coding region runs from base 1206 to 2318 and encodes 370 amino acids. The record is from RefSeq and is a predicted model, not a curated record. Gene Ontology annotation, cellular component: plasma membrane; neuron projection. The transcript has 4 exons.
AGCGAGGGAUGCUGGGUCCUGGGGCAUCUGCCUGUUCCAUCCUCUCCUGAUUUGCCAGGUAUCCUAGCAACGCUGCUGCCAGUUGCCUAGCAACCAGGUCCCCACUCUUGGAGAAGGUGCUCGGAGCAGGGUCUGAGCUGUGUGGGGAGAGGUCUGGUUUUCCUGCAAAGCUCGUGCAGGAAGUACAACCCCAUGACCGGGGGGGAGCUGGUGAUUCAGCUCAGGGGUCACCCGCGCAGCCCUGACCUGUGACCUUUCAUCUCAGUGGAUCAGGCGUGGGACCCCCGUGCUGAGGAGGAGGCAACUCUGAAGGGGCCAUUCAGCCGUGUGGGUGCCAGGGGCCUGUCUGCGGGAGUGAUGCUCAGGCACUGAUCUGGGGCCCAGCUGUGGCAGAGGUGCCCUGGGCGUGUCUCCAAGUGACGAACAGACCCGGGUUUCACCCCGUCUCUGCCACUGUGACAGGUGGCCUCACACCUCUGAGGCUUCGUGCUCUCAGCAGUGGCCGGGUAUGGUGGGGGUGACUGAGCCCCAGGAGCACACAGCAGGUGCUGGGCCAGUGCCGCGUCCUGGACCCAAGCAUCUUACCCGCUUGUUUACAACGAAGCUUUGAUCUGUCGAGAGCUGGCCAGGUGGGGGCAUUUCGGUGUGCCGGGAGCCCAGCUGGGGGGUCCGGGCCAGUCUGUCCAAGGCUGUGUCUCCAUGUGAGUCGUGGUCCCUGUGUCUGUGUGUCCUUGUGUGUGUCUCUCUGUCCUGUGUCUCCAAUCCUGUGUCUGUGAACCCGUGGGCAUCUCUGUCCGUGUGUCCUGGCCUGUGUGUGUGUGUCUGUCUGGGGUCUGUGGGUCUGAGCCUCCUUUUUCAUCUCUGUUUGUGUGUCCUGGACUGUGUGUCUGUCCCCGUCCAGCGUGGGGCCGGCGCAGCCCUGGGUGCGGUGACCCACCUUCCCGCAGCGCCCCCCUGCUCCAGCCUGCGUAGCCCCUCCCCUUCUGGAGCUGCAGCCUCCUCCCCCUCCCCCCCAGCUUCGGGCUGCCGGCUCACUCGGCUGCUGCGCUGCGUCUGGUCUGGCGUCUGCUGACAAGAUCCUCUUCUACCCUGCUCUGCACCUGUGCUCGACUGCCGGCCGGCUGAGGGCGGGGGUCUCCACGGUGGUCCCAGCUCCCAAGGAGGUUGCAGAGGUACUGUACAGAGUGGAUUUGCAGGGCAGUGGCAUGGAGCCUCUCUUCCCCGCCCCGUUCUGGGAGGUUAUCUAUGGCAGCCACCUUCAGGGCAACCUGUCCCUCCUGAGCCCCAACCACAGUCUGCUGCCCCCGCAUCUGCUGCUCAAUGCCAGCCACGGCGCCUUCCUGCCCCUCGGGCUCAAGGUCACCAUCGUGGGGCUCUACCUGGCCGUGUGUGUCGGAGGGCUCCUGGGGAACUGCCUUGUCAUGUACGUCAUCCUCAGGCACACCAAAAUGAAGACAGCCACCAAUAUUUACAUCUUUAAUCUGGCCCUGGCCGACACUCUGGUCCUGCUGACGCUGCCCUUCCAGGGCACAGACAUCCUCCUGGGCUUCUGGCCGUUUGGGAAUGCGCUGUGCAAGACAGUCAUUGCCAUUGACUACUACAACAUGUUCACCAGCACCUUCACCCUGACUGCCAUGAGUGUGGAUCGCUAUGUAGCCAUCUGCCACCCCAUCCGUGCCCUCGACGUCCGCACGUCCAGCAAAGCCCAGGCUGUCAAUGUGGCCAUCUGGGCCCUGGCCUCUGUUGUUGGUGUUCCUGUUGCCAUCAUGGGCUCGGCACAGGUCGAGGAUGAAGAGAUCGAGUGCCUGGUGGAGAUCCCUACCCCUCAGGACUACUGGGGCCCUGUGUUUGCCAUCUGCAUCUUCCUCUUCUCCUUCAUCAUCCCCGUACUCAUCAUCUCUGUCUGCUACAGCCUCAUGAUCCGGCGGCUCCGUGGAGUCCGCCUGCUCUCGGGCUCCCGAGAGAAGGACCGGAACCUUCGGCGCAUCACUCGGCUGGUGCUGGUGGUGGUGGCUGUGUUCGUGGGCUGCUGGACGCCUGUCCAGGUCUUCGUGCUGGUCCAAGGGCUGGGGGUUCAGCCGGGCAGCGAGACUGCGGUGGCCAUUCUGCGCUUCUGCACGGCCCUGGGCUACGUCAACAGCUGCCUCAACCCCAUCCUCUAUGCCUUCCUGGAUGAGAACUUCAAGGCCUGCUUCCGCAAGUUCUGCUGUGCAUCUGCCCUGCGCCGGGACGUGCAGGUGUCCGACCGUGUGCGCAGCAUUGCCAAGGACGUGGCCCUGGCCUGCAAGACCUCUGAGACGGUACCGCGGCCCGCAUGACUAGGCGUGGACCUGCCCAUGGUGCCUGUCAGCCCGCAGAGCCCAUCUACGCCCAACACAGAGCUCACACAGGUCACUGCUCUCUAGGCUGACACACCCUGGGCCCUGAGCAUCCAGAGCCUGGGACGGGCUUUUCCCUGUGGGCCAGGGACGCUCGGUCCCAGAGGAGGACCUAGUGACAUCAUGGGACAGGUCAAAGCAUUAGGGCCACCUCCAUGGCCCCAGACAGACUAAAGCUGCCCUCCUGGUGCAGGGCCGAGGGGACACAAGGACCUACCUGGAAGCAGCUGACAUGCUGGUGGACGGCCGUGACUGGAGCCUGUGCCCCUCCCUCCCCGCGCUUCAUGUGACUCUUGGCCUCUCUGCUGCUGCGUUGGCAGAACUCUGGGUGGGCACGCACCCGGAGGAGGAGCAGCAGCUGUGUCAUCCUGUGCCCCUCAUGUGCUGUGUGCUGUUUGCAUGGCAGGGCUCCAGCUGCCUUCAGCCCUGUGACGUCUCCUCAGGGCAGCUGGACAUGUUUGGCACUGCCCGGGAAGUGCAGCAGGCAGCUUUUCUUUGGGGUGGGACUUGCCCUGAGCUUGGAGCUGCCACCUGAAGGACUUGCCUGUUCCGACUCCACCUGUGCAGCCGGGGCCACCCCAGGAGAAAGUGUCCAGGUGGGCUGGCAGUCCCUGGCUGCAGACCCCGAGCUGGCCCUGGGCCAGCUGCACCUCUGAAGGUUUUCUGUGUGCUGCACUGUGCAGGCCUCAUCCCUGACUGCAGCUUGACUCUGGGCCCAACCCCCAUUUCCCUUCAGGAGACCAACGAGAGGCCCUGGCCCAUUCCCUCCAGUGGUGCAAUGAACUAUCAUGCUGUGGACCGUCUACCGAGCCCUGCUUCUCAGUGUGGGGCAGGUGUCUCAGGACGAAGGCGCCGCGUGACCACAUGGGCAGCUCUGUUGUUCACAAAGUGGAGGCCUCGUUUUCCUGGUCUUGACUGCUCUGUUUGGGUGGGAGAAGAUUCUCUGGGGGUCCCCACAUCCUCCCAAGGCUCCCCUCACAGCCUCUCCUUUGCUUGAAGCCAGAGGUCAGUGGCCGUGCUGUGUUGCGGGGGAAGCUGUGUGGAAGGAGAAGCCGGUGGCCACAGCAGAGUCCUGCUCUGGGGACGCCUGCUUCAUUUACAAGCCUCAAGAUGGCUCUGUGUAGGGCCUGAGCUUGCUGCCCAACGGGAGGAUGGCUUCACAGCAGAGCCAGCAAGAGGGGUGGGGCUUGGCAGGGCUUGCUUGAGCCAAACUGCAAAGGCUGUGGUGGCUGUGAGGACACUGCGGGGGUGGGGGUGGGGGUGUCUGUACCUCAGGGGAUGCCCCGCUGUGGUCACCCAGAGAAUCACCCUUCCUGGUCUACAGAUGGAAGCUGCAGGUUGGUGACUUUGCAAAUGCACUUCCUACAGAUGAACUAUUAAAAGACCUGCAACAUUGAAAAAACUCAUUUUUUCCACCAAAACCUUGGCCAGGUAACCUACCUUAGGCACCUGCAAAGAACAGGAAGUGAUGGCUGUCUCGCAACAGAGCCUGGGCUGCUCCUCCUGCUCUGGGGAGUCUAGGCCGUGGGGACUGUUCUGGGGAGGCCCAUGCUGUCUCCAUGACGUCUGUGGCAGGAGUCUCUGAGGACGGGAGCUGCCUAGCUACAGUUUUCUUGCCAAGGCGAAGUGUUUUGUGAAUCUGUGCUGAUGUAAUGUGCACCUUCACGUAUUUAUGCAUGUAGCAAGCGUUACUUCCUGUGCACGUAGCCAGCCCUGGGUCUGUCUCUGGGGUAAUGAAAAUGGACCCUAAUAAACACCUGCUCACCGGCUGGUUAUUCUUCGUAA